AUGACAGUGACCUAUUCUCGCAGGGUGGCAGAUGCAGGCCUCGGCACUUUUUUCCACUUGCUCCUGCGCUGGAAGGGCAGCAUCUAUAAGCUCCUCUACAGGGAGCUCAUCAUCUUCACUCUGCUAUACUACUUCUUCAGCGUUGUUUAUAGGUUUGUCUUAAAUGUUGAGCAGAAGAGGCUGUUUGAGAAGCUCUCUAUGUACUGUGACCGCUAUGCAGAGCUCAUCCCAGUGUCCUUUGUUCUAGGUUUCUAUGUGACCUUAGUAGUAUCUCGCUGGUGGGGUCAGUUUGAACACAUCCCUUGGCCUGACCGCCUGGCAUCACUCGUGGGAGGUCACGUCCGCGGAGUGGAUGAGGCCGCCAGGUUGACCCGCCGCACUCUGAUGCGUUACGCCAAUCUUUCUGGCGUUCUCAUCUACCGCUCCGUCAGCACAGCUGUCUACAAAAGGUUUCCAACCAUGGAGCACCUGGUACAGGCAGGUUUGAUGACAUCAGAGGAACUGAAGCAUCUGGAAGACUUACCAUCACCUCAUAACAAGUUCUGGGUUCCUUGCAUGUGGUUUGUCAGCCUGGCUUUACGGGCCCGGACAGAGGGUCGCAUCAACAACGACGUUGCUCUCACCGCCAUUCUCACUGAGUUAAACAGUUUACGUGCAAAGUGCAUGAAGUUGUAUGGUUACGACUGGAUUAGCCUGCCACUCGUGUACACUCAGGUAGCAACAGUGGCUGUCUACAGCUUCUUCCUGGCUUGUCUGAUUGGUCGUCAGUUCUUGGACCCAGCCCAAAGCUACCCAGGUCACGACCUGGACUUCUAUCUUCCCGUCUUCACACUGCUGCAAUUUUUCUUUUACGUUGGCUGGCUGAAGGUGGCUGAGCAACUCAUCAAUCCUUUUGGCGAAGAUGACGACGACUUUGAGACAAACUGGCUUGUCGAUCGCAAUUUACAGGUAUCUUUGUUGUCUGUGGACGAGAUGUACGAUAGCCUCCCUCUGCUUGAGAAGGACAUGUACUGGAAUGAGUCGGAACCUCGCCCACCCUACACAACUGCCAGCGCUGAUCACUGCAAACCUUCAUUCAUGGGCUCUGCUCUGGAUAUCAGUGUUCCAAAAGAAGAGAUGGAGUUUCAGUCCAAUUUGGAACAGAUUAAAGAAAACGAGGAAGCCAACUACUCCACCCCACUUUUGGGUGGUCUGGGCCGCUUUCUGGGUGUCCAGUCCCCCAGCUUCCCUCGCUCUUCUCGGGUCUCUCUGCUACGCCGCCGCCCUGGCGCCCCACUGAGUCGCUUCCCCCUUUACUUACACCCGGAGGCUCAGUCAGUCACCCACCAAGGCCGACAGCCUUCAAACUCAGAGCGAGAUCAGGAUUAUGCCUUCUCCAGCCUUCCCUUGUAUGAGAGACCAGGCUUCUACAGUUGCCCCCAAACCCCCAUACACUGCGUGCCCCCUGCGGUGGCCCGACCCCGACCCGCCCGCAGGCCUCAGAACGAAUGGGAUCGCAGCUGCAGCUCCCUCGCUCCUCCGACAGUUGGGUCACAGUUGCUGCCCCCUGACACCCCUAAUAACAUUCCGCCACCGCCAUCAUCAGCUUUCCCCUGGCUGAGCGAGGAGGGCGAGGCACCCACCGCCCCAGCGUUCUCCUUCCCCGACCCGCCGCCAGAGCUUUGUCCUAUAUCAAAACUCAGGCGUGGGCAUGGCCUGCUGUCUCGCCGACCCCCGCCUCCGUGCUUAACGUUGGACCCAUUGCCGUCAGCCGACAGCCAAGCGGGACCCCCGAGUGCUAGAACGGCAGGAAGCGCAGGAGAAAGGGUGUUCUCGUUCACCCCGCCCUCUCGUCAUGGGCCGGCAAAUCCAAAUAAUUCUAAUAGUAGCUCCGGCAGCAUUAACGUGACAAGCAGCAACGGUGCUGGCACGGCAGGAAGUCUUCACAACUGCGCCAAUCUUAGCAACUUCGGUAACUUUGCCGCCAACGUGAAGGCGAGCAAUGGCGGGCUUAAUACGUUGACCACUUCAGGUUCGAUACCUUCGCAGCAAGAAGCCAAUCAGCAAAAUUCUCCCAAUGAUUCUGGGAUCUCGUUGGCUGAAGGGGACCUGCUGGGCGUGCUGGUAGAUGGUGGCGGAAACAAAGCAACUGUGAGUAGGAAGGACUGA
Messenger RNA from Nerophis lumbriciformis (worm pipefish), 2148 nucleotides. NCBI's taxonomy places the organism in Eukaryota, Metazoa, Chordata, Actinopteri, Syngnathiformes, Syngnathidae. The record is from RefSeq and is a predicted model, not a curated record.